Schistosoma intercalatum is the source of this 4007-nucleotide messenger RNA. The record is from the annotation of a GenBank genome assembly. NCBI's taxonomy places the organism in Eukaryota, Metazoa, Platyhelminthes, Trematoda, Strigeidida, Schistosomatidae.
CUUGGUCGUCUCUUCAUGAUCGGGAUAUCGGUCCAAAUUGUAGGACACACGGUAAUGAGUAACGAGAGUCAGUUCACCAGAAUAAUUAUCGUCUGAUAAGAAUAUUAUAUCAUUACUCCGAAAGUCUGAUCCUACCUUGAAGGUUUUGAUAUCAGUUACUCAUAUAACAUCUUAACUUCACCCACUCAAAUGGUGUUUAAGAUAUUUGCAUAAUUUAUUUUCCCCAUAAUGACAUCAGGAAAUAACUUUGACAAGGCUCAAGGAGUCGACUCAGUCCGGAAACACAAGAUCAAAGGACUUUACUUAUUUGAAAGAUGUUCCGGGGGAAUACUCAAUCUCAAGUUUGAUUCGGAAGUAUUAGAGUCAUUUUACUACAAAUGUACUUACCCAAGUUCACGUGGGAGAUUCCGUUUUGGCACUGUAUUAACAGCUUUUCUGUCAGUCGCUUGGUUGAUAUAUUUUUCAAUUCUGCAACAUCCUAGUUGUUUAAUAUACAGGAUCGGAUUCAGUCUUGGUGUUGUGAUCUCACUUACUUAUUUCUUAAUGAGCUUCUUCGACAAACUUUUCAGAUCACGAGCUAUAUUAAUCAGUGUUAGUCACGCAUGGAUUUCAUGCUUGCUUGGGUUGCUUGCAUUUACUCCACCAGAACCUGGUGCUACUUUGGCUUUUAAUCUCAGUUUAAUUCUUCAGCUCAUAUUGAUCACAUAUACCAUGGCUCCUUUGCGCUUAUGGCAGCUGUUGGCAAUUUGUGGACCCGUUAGUGUCUUGCAAAUAGUUUUAGCAAGUGUGAGGUACGACCGGGUCCCAGGCUGGUUUAUACUGUUGUUUUUCGUCGGUCAUUUCUCUGUUCAUUUGAUUGGAAUUAAUCUUCACUUGAUGUCUCAAGUUUGGCGCCGAUCGACAUUUUUACGCAUGGGUUAUAAUGCUUUAAUGCGAAAAGCAUUAAAGAAAGAACAAGAAAUACGCGAUGAUAUGAUUCGUUCAUUAAUGCCUAAUCAAGUUGCACAAGAAGUAAUGCGUGAAGUGGGCAAUGAAAGUUCUAUUGAAUAUGACACUAAUGAUGAUGAUGAUGAUCAUAAGCGUUCAAACGACAAGAAUAAAAAUAAGCAUAAAAGUAAUGAGUCUAAGCAAAGUCACCAUAGAAAAUCGAAAGACAAAAAAUCACACGAAGCGAAUUGUAUCAAUUUAGGUGAAAGUUUUAAAAUUAGUGGACUCAGUUAUGCUGGUGAUGAGGUAGAUAGUGAAGAUGAAGAUGAAACACAAACUCCAAAGAAAGCGAGUGUUGGGAGUAACUGUGAACAACAGCCUAUACGACAAGAUGACUUAGAAAUGGGUUCUGGCGUUAGUGAUGCUGGCAAUCCUUGUAGUCAAAAAUGUAGCUUAAUGCCUAAAGCAGCUGUUGUACCUCCAUCACGAGCUGUCGCAUUUCGAAAGUUUCAUGUGAAUCAAUUAGAAAAUGUCAGUGUAUUAUUUGCUGAUAUUGUUGGUUUUACUAAAAUGAGCUCGAAUAAAUCUGCGUCACAUCUUGUCUACCUGUUAAAUGAUCUUUUUGGGAGAUUUGAUCGUUUAUGCGAACUUGUUGGUUGUGAGAAAAUCGCCACUCUUGGUGAUUGUUAUUAUUGCGUUUCUGGUUGUCCGAAUCCAACCGAAGAUCAUGCUGAGCGAACAGUGGAAAUGGGUAGAGCAAUGUGCUUAGCUAUACAACAGUUUGAUGAAGAUCAUUCAGAGGAAGUGAAUAUGCGUGUCGGUGUACACACUGGUAAAGUGAUCUGUGGAAUUGUCGGAACAAGACGUUUUAAAUUCGAUGUUUGGUCAAAUGAUGUUACAUUAGCUAAUGAAAUGGAGUCCAGUGGUGAAGCGGGAAAAGUGCACAUUUCUGAGGCCACUUUAAGUUUUGUAAAAAAUAUUUAUGAAGUUUCUGAAGGAAAACCUGUUCAUGAUAUUCGAAAAUUCAAAGUGUUAGUUGAAUUUUUUAAUAAAGAAGAACAAUGUUUCGCCAUUAAGCAUACUCAAGAUGAAGCUAUGAUCAAAACAUAUUUUAUUGAAAAACGUUUGGAUGAUAAGCCAGUUGUCAGUUUGCCACCUAUGCAACUGGAAGUUGGUCCAGUUCAAUUACAAAGUAUUAAUAAUGUUUGCGAUAGUGAAACUGUUACCACAAAUAAUAAUCUGCAUGAUGAAUCACGGAAUAUUGACGCAGUUAUCCCAACAGCAAUGAAUACUAGUAUUUCAUCAACCACGGAGAUUCACAACACUUUUACCUCAUGUCAUCCACUUGUGAAUAACGAAAGUACUAAUAAUGUCGCUAAGAAACCUGACGGCAUUACACAACAUAAUGGUGGAGAUAAUAAGAAGCUGGUGGAUAGCAGUCAACUCCCACAAUCGGUUUCAACAGUCUUAACAGAAAAUCGUCUUUCUAUGGAUAAUAAGAACAUAACUAUACCGCAUACUGCUACAACAACAACAACAACUACUACUAUAACUACUUCGUAUGCUAUUAGUCGCGGUUCUGAUGUGGAAAUGUUGCAGGCAUUACAAGAUUUUGUUCAACCUGAUGAAAUUUUCAUUUUUCCACCAAUAUCCAGAUUAAGUUUGAAUUUCUUUGUUCCCAUGGUUGAGAAAAGUUAUCGACGUUUAGGUUUACGACGUCCAAGAACUCACUCUAUUGAGAAAUUAUCAUGGUCCACACCACGUAUCGCUCCAUUUAUUAAUACAAUUACAGAGACAAUAUUGAUUUUCGUUAUUGCUAUAACAUGUUUAAUUGUUUUUCCAGAUGCUCGAAAAGCAGUGAAUACGCCAAGUUUUUAUAUUAUUCUAUUUAUCGCCUUCAUGAUACAUACACUAUUAUUGACAUUGUUAAUUUCCGAUUUGGCUGCAUGGGCCUGGUGUCCAAGACGUUGCAAUAGUAGUAGUAAGUCCAUGUUGAAAACUAGUAGCCGUUAUGAUUGGCGACGUAUAGUGAUUCGGCUAUAUGGGAAGCUGUUUCGUUGGAAUUCACGUAAUGUGAUUGGUGUUUUUAUUUUGAUCUUACCAACAUCUGUCGUUUUGUCGACCUAUUCUUAUUGUUUAUUUAAUAAAUAUACACCUUUAAUAACACUCGAUGCGUCAUCAAAUCAUAAAGACACCUAUUAUUAUUCUCACAUGUUUUAUGCUACUUAUCGUACACAGAUUGGUUUGUUGUUCACUUUUAUGUUUAUUAACUGUACAUUGUACACAUCGUUUUCCUCUUGGACGAAAACUAUUUCAGCUACAUUCGUCUGUUCAUUGGGUAUACUACUGAUAUCCUUACAUAGAACACUUCAGUACACGUGUUCGCCACAGCAUGCUCAGUCGUGGUAUUCGGCAAUAAAAUAUAGUUUUAAUAGUCCAGCAAUUAUUGAAGAACGACUAGAAAAUCGAAAUUCAUCGUUGUUAUUUGAGUUUCCUGAUUGGUCAUAUCCAGCCAUGUCUGAUAAUGCCGUGUAUGAGUAUAUCGUGAUUGGAUUACUUACUUUGAUUCUAGUCGGUGCAUUGAAUCGUGAGUUUGAUAUUAAUUUCCGAUUAAGUUUUCAUCGAGAUUAUGAAGCUCUACGAGCUAAGGAAGCUAUCGGUCAUCAAAAAUUGCAAGCUGAUUGGUUAUUGGAGAACAUUAUUCCAUAUUAUAUAAUGAAUGAUUUACGUCAGCAUAAUAAAUACUCUCGACAUAUUGAAGAUGCUGGUGUUGUUUUUGCAUGUAUUGCGAAUUUCUCUGAGUUUUAUGACGAACAAUACCAAGGUGGUCAAGAGAUGUUACGUGUUAUGAAUGAAAUAUUUGCUGAUUUUGAGCAUCAACUCGCUUUAUCAAAAUAUAAAGACGUCGAGAAAAUCAAAACAAUCGGUUCAUGUUUUAUGGCUGCUUCUGGAUUAAACAUGACUGAACGUAAACGCAAUAAACGAUCAGAUGAACAUUUGUGGGCAUUACUUGAUUUUGCUUUGGAUUUAAUUCAUACACUAGAUGAUUUCAAUCGCCAAAUGUUCAAUUUUCAAUUUGA